UUAUUAUCAAUGCAAUGCAGUGCAACAACAAUAACAAUAACAAAAAGAACAACUUAAACAAAGAAGGAUUGAUUUAAAGCGCAUAUAAGGAAAGUGAAUGUAUGACCGAUAAAAGCUUAUAGAUCAUAUAUAGUGAAACUAAGCGCACAUAAAGGAAAAAGAAAACAAAAAAAAAGAAAAAAAAAAAGGGGGGAAAAAAUCGAAAAAAGAAAGCAGUAAAAUACUAAAGAGUGUGAAAAGGGAAGAGAUGAGAGUAACGUUAACUGUAUACAUGCAUACAUACAUACAUAUACAUAUAUGAUAUAAUUAAUCAUAACCGCAAGCAAAAUAAACGAACAACUGCUUGAAGAGAUUAUCAUUUCGUGGGCUUAACUGUGUGAGUUCAAAGUCAAUCUUCAGUCUGGCAUUAUAAGUGCUCGAGUGUAUACAACAGUUGAACGGUGACAGUUCAAGUAGACGAUAUAUUCAAAAAAAAUACUAAUUUUUUUUUUUUUUUUUUCGAUUAAAAAGUUGAACGCAGUGGUUCAUAUACAAAACAACAACAACAGCAAACAAAAAGAAAAAUGCAAUUAAUAUAUAAUUUAAAGCUUCUGUUUAUUAUAUUGUGGGCGCAUCUGAUACAAAACGCAUUGACCGCUAUUACAAGCUCGUCGCCCGCUAUUAGUGGUAUUACUAAAGAUAUUGUCGCCAACAUUGGCGAGGAUAUCGAAUUCAAUUGUACCGUUCAAAAUGUCGGCCGUCUUUCUGUGAGCUGGGCAAAACGUACCCCGAAAUCGGGUUCCGGUUCGGUGGUUCUAUCAAUGCGUAGCAUACUUAGCUUAAGUGAUCCUCGCUACACAAUUGUCGAGACUAAGGAUAAUAAGACUGAUAGUGCCGUUUACACGUUUAAGAUAACGAAAAUCGAAACUUCCGAUACGGGAUCAUAUGAAUGUCAAGUUAUUCUUGCUGCCACCGAGAAAAUCACGAAAACCCUAAACUUGGCCGUUAAACAUCCAGCAAUUAUAUCCCAAGAACGUACUCCCAAAAGUAUGGUGGUAACUGAGGGAGAGAGUUUAGAAAUCACUUGCUAUGCCGACGGUUUCCCCCAACCUACUUUAUCGUGGGAACGGGCACACAAUGCCAUAAUGCCUGCGGGUGGUCAGAUGCACUUGGGAGCCAUUUUGCGGAUCAAAGAAGUGCAUCGUUUAGAUCGUGGAGCUUAUUAUUGCAUUGCCACGAACGGAGUUGGUCAACCGGAUCGUCGUCUCAUACGCGUCGAAGUGGAAUUUCGUCCUCAGAUUGCCAUACAAAGACCUAAAAUCGCUCAAAUGCUUUCCCACGCCGCGGAAUUAGAGUGCACCGUACAAGCGUAUCCGGCACCCGCAGUGUUUUGGUAUCGCAAUGGCGCCAAAUUGCAAACUGACUCGCAGCAUGAAAUUUCGAAUACCGCAUCAUCGCAUGAAACCACCACUUCGGUGCUGCGCAUAGCCAGUAUUAGCGAAUCGGAUUUUGGUGAUUAUUAUUGCAAUGCUACAAAUAAAUUGGGGCACGCUGAUGCUAGACUUCAUCUUUUUCAACCCGUCAUACCGGUUCCAUCGAUAUUUUAAAUAAGGUUUUUUUUUUUUCCUUUUGCACAUCCAUCGACAUUUUUGCAUUUUUUUUUUUUUUUUAAGAAUUUCAAGCACUUAACGCAUUCCUUCCACACCAAUAAUUUCAUUUCAUUUUCCUUCUCUCGCAGCAUAACCAUCAUCACCGCAAUGCUUCUUGAGCACAAAAAAAAAAAAAAAAAAACAAAUGAAAGACUUCAAAAGACAUAAAAAAGUUUUUUUUUUUUAUAUUUUCGGCAAAUUUAAUUUACUUGUUAGUGCAUUAAUUGAAUUAAAUAUAUACGUGUAUACGAAUGUGUGUUAAUAAGAAAUAUACGCAUAAGAAAAAUA
This is a messenger RNA of Glossina fuscipes, 1916 nucleotides long. It is a transcript of the gene Ama, whose product is annotated as protein amalgam. The record is from RefSeq and is a predicted model, not a curated record. Bases 564 to 1586 code for a protein of 340 amino acids. Gene Ontology annotation, cellular component: neuron projection. The transcript has a single exon. Lineage: Eukaryota; Metazoa; Arthropoda; Insecta; Diptera; Glossinidae.